CCGACCUGCGCUGCAUAGAUGCUCAGACUGCCGGAUAAAAAACAAAAGCAAGAACAGAAAAGGUCUAAUAUCCAAUGAUGGACGGGUUUACAGGGGACAUGCUGAGCGGUGGCCGGGCUCUGCUUGGGGAAGACAGCUCAGUGAUGGCUCGCAUGCAGAAGAAGUUCUGGAAGACCAAGCAGGUCCUCAUCAAAGCCACGGGCAAGAAGGAGGACGAGUAUGUGGUAGCUUCAGACGCUGACCUGGACGCCAAGCUCGAGUUCUUCCGCUCUGUACAGUGCACCUGCACAGAGCUGCUGAAGGUGAUCGAGAAGUACCAGCACAGGAUUACACGUUUGUCCCAAGAGGAGAACGAGCUCGGCCUGUUCCUGCGAUUCCAAGCCGAACACGAUCGCACCAAGGCCGGAAACAUGAUGGACGCCACCAGCAAGGCCUUGUGCACCUCCGCCAAGCAGAGGAUGGCACUUUGCCCACCUCUGCACCGCUUGCACCAGGAAGUGGAGACGUUCCGGCGGCGCGCCAUUGCCGACACACUCCUAACAGUCAGCCGUAUGGAGAAGGCCCGCACCGAGUACAGAGGAGCCCUGCUCUGGAUGAAAGACGUCUCCCAAGAACUGGACCCAGACACCUACAAACAGCUGGAGAAGUUCCGCAAGGUCCAAGCCCAGGUCAGAGGGACAAAGGGCCAGUUUGAGAAGCUAAAGAAUGAUGUGUGUCAGAAGGUUGACAUGCUGGGAGCGAGCCGCUGCAACAUGCUCUCACACUCCCUCUGUACUUAUCAGACCACUCUGCUGCAGUUCUGGGAGAAGACAGCUCACGCCAUGUCGGGUAUCCACAUGACCUUCCAAGGACACAUAUCAUACCAGUUCACCACACUCAAGGACCUGAGAGACCCACUGGAGCAAAUAUCAGACACACAGAACGACGAGGACAAGAAGGAGAAUGCUCUACAGAAUAACACAGACAGUCUGGUGUCCUUGGAUGACGACAAGCCAUCAGGAAGUGCCUCUGACACAGACCCUGCCCUCAGCAGUGACAGACAGAGCCAAUCAGGUAACACAGCGGCCCAAAACACUACCGCGCCUACCGCAGCCCACCACGAUCUCAGUGGACUGUCAUUGGCCUCUGACGACGACCUGAUGCUCAUGGCUUGUGAUCUGCCACAGCCUCAGCUCCCAGCCCCUACAAACGCCCCCCUUCAACCCCAGCUCCUGCCUGCUCCCUAUGCUGGAGGACAGAAUGAGCCCUGGGGCUUUGGAGGCCCCCAGUCCAGCCUCACACAACUGCCUGCUACUGGUGGGGAUCUGCUGCACCCCGCUGUGUCAGGGCUGAGACCAGAAGAGGAAGACGGUGAACGGAGCGACAUGGCUUUUCUCAAAGACCUCCUCAGCCCUGGUCCGGGGUCCGCUGAUGAGUUCAGCAGAGAGUGGCAGGAUGCUUUCGGGCUGUUGGACGCCCCCAGCGUUCCUCCUGCAGGAACUGGGGCAGCGAGCACCAGCGUCCCGGACCCGGCAGCUCGCCCGUCCUCCAACCCUCCCAGCCCCACUGGCUUCCUGCCCUCCCAGCUUCUGGACCACAGUCUGAGCUCCACAGGCUGGUCAACCCCACCUAUGUUCCAAGCUCCGCCCCUGCAGCCUCCUGCUAGUCAGAGCCAAUCAGCACAGCCACCUCCAAGUUCAGCAGCUAAUGCUGCUGCAGGUGGAUCCAAAGACAUGUCUGCCUGGUUCAACCUAUUUGCAGACUUGGACCCCCUUUCCAACCCUGACGCCAUUGGACGCUCCGCAGAUGAACUUCUCAACGCUUGAAGCUGUAUAUGUGCGUGUGUGUGUGUGUACCACUGUAUGAUUUCUCUCAAACAAUCUGGAUUCCUGCAACUUUUCUUUCUAAUA
This is a messenger RNA of Scomber japonicus (chub mackerel), 1889 nucleotides long. It is a transcript of the gene ical1, whose product is annotated as islet cell autoantigen 1-like. The transcript is spliced from 15 exons. The coding region runs from base 75 to 1805 and encodes 576 amino acids. Lineage: Eukaryota; Metazoa; Chordata; Actinopteri; Scombriformes; Scombridae. The record is from RefSeq and is a predicted model, not a curated record. Gene Ontology annotation, cellular component: Golgi apparatus. Gene Ontology annotation, biological process: regulation of transport. Gene Ontology annotation, molecular function: protein domain specific binding.